Molecule: messenger RNA, 4435 nt
Organism: Melitaea cinxia (Glanville fritillary)
Lineage: Eukaryota; Metazoa; Arthropoda; Insecta; Lepidoptera; Nymphalidae
Exons: 5
Coding region: 320-4000 (1226 amino acids)
Biological process (GO): protein linear polyubiquitination; proteasome-mediated ubiquitin-dependent protein catabolic process
Cellular component (GO): LUBAC complex
Molecular function (GO): ubiquitin binding; ubiquitin-protein transferase activity
Source: RefSeq, a predicted model, not a curated record
AACCAAAUCGCGAAGUUCCGCUAAAUUUAGCUGGGCGGGCGGAGAGCACCUCGGCGCGCGAGUCGACACUCGACUCGGAGCGCGACCUCGCUUUGUAUUUCGCGUCACACGGUUCAUUAUUGACAAUACAAAUGUUAAAAUCGUCAAUUUAUGUCGUACUUUGUUUAGAAUACCACAAUGGACACUAGAAAGUGGGUGGAAUAGUUAAAAGUUAUUCAAUAAUUGUUGGUGCUCACUAAAUCGCAGAGUUAAAACAUGUUCUAGUUUAAGAAUAGCGACCAUCGUGUACGUUACAGUCAUCUUCACGACAGAGUAGGUGAUGAACGGCGACGUAAAAGAAGAGGCACCGCGCCUUCGUCCACUAUCAGGAGGAAUUUGGACCCUCUUUUCCUGGUUGCGACGCUCAGAGCGCUCUUCAUCGGAAGAAAGCGUCACAAGUGUAGGAUCAGAUCGUACAACCAAUAGUUUUGACUUCUUAGCCCCAUUCCACUAUAAACACGCGACUUCACCUGUCGUUUUACCACAAAGUCCACUUACUGAAACGUACAAAAAAAGACUUCACGAAACAAAUAUUCGUAGACAAUUCGACCGAGAUCUCACUCUACGUCGCAAAUACGGCCUCUAUACAGAAGAAGGAUUGGGUUACGACGCCUUCAGUUUACCACCAGCACGAAAAAUAUUAAAAGAUUCGGCACAAGGUAGACAAAGACGUGCAACGAGCGAGAGUAUCAUACAACCACGGGCUGCUUAUGUGCCAGGAAAACGGCGUGCUCCUUUACCACCCACACUUGUUAUUUCAACCUCUCUACCUCGAACCUAUAAAAGAAAAAGGCCAGCACCUAAACCACCGGUAAAAUUAUCGGAAAAUAAUAAAGAAAACGUCAAAAUAAACAAAACAGUGCAAAUGAACUCAAAACCUGCAUUAGAUAAACAACUUUCGGAGAGUAAAAGUGUAGUAGAGAAAGAUUUAAAAAAGGGACAAUUAUAUAAAGAUGUAAAACUACGCACAGAGAAAAGUUUUCUUAAACAAAUUUUUGAUAAUAGGAAAAGAAAUUCAGCUAUUGAUACAAGUUAUAUUAAAGUACUUCCUAGCAUAAGUGAGUUAGAUAAACAAGCAGCUGAAAUAAUACAGACAAAUAAGUCUUUGUCUUCUGGAUCUGAACCAUUCACUAAGAAUAACUGGAUAUGUACCAAUUGUUUAAGAAAAUAUAACGCUUCUGUAAUUUUUUGUACGUUUUGUUCUAGUAGUAAAAAAAUAGAUAUAAAAGUGUCGGCGGAGGCAUUUAAUAUGUAUACGCAAACAGAAAAAGGUGUUUUCGAGCCGAAUAAAACUGACAUUGAUGAUAAGAAAAAGCUUAAAAAGAUGUUAAAAGAUAUGAAAGACUCUCUACCUAAAAGACCAAAGAAUAAUGAAGAAAAUUCCGUAGAUUUUAAACAUAAUAUGGCCUCAAAUGAAACACCAACUCUACGAAUAGGAAGUAAUAUUAAGUCAAACACAAAUGCAGCCAAUGACUCAAUAUUACAGAAAAAUCAAGGUGAAAGUAAGAUGAAAGUACAAAAUUCAAGAUAUAAUUUUUUAAUGUCUCAACCCUCAUCUUCGAAACUAAUUCCUUUUAAUAUAAAAUAUGAAAAUGAUUUUAAGGUUACAAACAACGAAUUACGCCAAGGAAUUAAAACAUGCAGUAGAAAUGACAUCUCGCAAUCAUCAUUUUCUAGUUCACCAAAAGAUUUAAUCACAAAGAAGUCAACGAAUCUCGUGGAAAAUAUAAAUCCCGAAAAAAAAUUAAAUCCAAAUAAUAUUGUUGUUUCUAAAGAUAAUAUGUUGAUUUCAGCAAAUCAAGCUAACAAAACAACUCAAGAUAACAAGUUAUCACAAUUAAUACCACCAGAAUCGAAGACACUUAAAAUUACGGAUUCAAAAAUCUCUCCUAAUGAUGUAAAUGAAAGUAACAAAAUAUGUGGAAUAAAUCAGUUUAAUAAUAAUAAAAUUGACCUAAAAGGUAAUGUCAUACCAGAAAAUACGAAAACUAACGAUAUUACGCAAAAAAAUACAAUUCCCUUACAUUUACCAUACGAACUUAAAGCGGUUAGUGAGAGGUUCGAUUUCGUAAAUAAGAAAAAAGCCGAGAAUGUGCGUUCAAAUGAUGUGGCUCCAUCGAGUACAUCACAAAAUGUGGAAAUUAAUGCGAUUGGACCAUCAAAAACUAGUAUGAAUGUGGACUUGCAUACACCUUUGAAAAUAUCAUCACUGUUAAAUCCUUCCAUCAAUCCGAAACAAAGUAAUCCAGACUAUAAGAUCAAAUUUUCUCAAAUAAACGACACAAAGAAAUUAGAGCUUAAAGAAGAACCGAAAAUGUGUGAGAGUAGCCAGAUAAUUUCGAAAGAGCAAUCUACUAAUUUAGGUUCAAGUUCAAUGCACAUAACUUCUUUAAAGAUGGAUAUCGCAAAGACUGAAGACAUAAACGAGAAAUUAAAACAAAAAGAUGCGUUGCAUCCUUUACCACAUAAUUCUAAUGCAUCAACUUCCGGUUUUAAUUUAGAUCAUCAUGCUCGACGUAGGGAUUUAAUAAAUCAACUUGAGCAAUCCAUAGCAAGAGGAGAUGAACAAGGAGCUGCUGAAGCUGCUGCUAGACUAGCUAAACUUAAAUUAUCAUGUUCUGUGCUAUCAUUCUCAUCACAGAUUGUCAGUGGACCUUUAAUAUCUCAAAAUAAGGUAGAAAACAGUGAUAUAGUGGUUGAUAAAAGAGUACUUCAGUCUAAUGAAAACCCAAAGAUAAGUGUUAAAACGGAAUUAAAAGAAGCAUUACAGAUUCAAGAAACGACAAAAUCAGCAACUAACGUAGUAUGUAAAGUAAAUAGAGGUACCGAAAAAGCUGAUAAGGACAAGGCAUUACCGUCGACGUCUAAGCUAAUUCUAGAUCUAAUUCCAAUCGAUGUUUGGAUUGAAGAUAAAGAGGCCACUAGAGGGCCUGUUCGUUUGACAGUAUCAAGGAAAGCAGUAUUGGGGGAAUUAAAACAAGAAGCAGAAAAGUCGUUGGGUUUACAAAUCCGUCUACAACGUUGGAUUAUUGGAAAAACUCUUUGUUCUAAUGAUAGUAUCUCACUGAUUACACUUGCGGGUCCUGAUCUCACCGCCCCGUUCUACUUGUGCUUAGUUGAUUUUGAUAUAAAUAAAGAUACCAUCCCUCAAAAUACAAGUGAAGUAGAAAAGAAUAAUAAAAAUGAAACAAAAGAGAAAAAACCUAACGGCGUUUAUACAGAACUGAUGAAGUUAGAACAACAAGCACUUGUUCCUAACUCUGAAGAAUUUGAAUGUGGAGUUUGUAUUGAACAAUGUGCCAUCGGUGCAGGCGUUGUUCUUCGUGAUUGUAUACAUGCUUUCUGCAGAGAAUGUCUCGCUGACGCUGUACGUCACUGUACGGAACCAAUAGUUUCAUGUCCAGCUAUUUCUUGUUCUGGCGCCUUGCAAGAACGUGAAAUACGCGCUAUACUUUCACCAGAAGAUUAUGAGAAAUGGUUAGCACGAAGUUUGGCGGUGGCUGAAAGCGGCACACGGAACACAUUUCACUGUCGUACAAAAGAUUGUACAGGCUGGGCCUUUUGCGAGCCUGGUGUUCAACGAUUCCCAUGUCCUGUCUGUAAACAUACAAAUUGUUUACCGUGUCAGGCUGUCCACGACGGUGAAACAUGUGUGCAAUACCAGCAGAAAUUGCGGGAAGCUGUAACAGCUGUUGAAGCUGAACAAACAGAUGCCGGAACUCAAGCCUUACUGAAAUCAUUAAUAGAUCGUGGUGAGGCACUCGAGUGUCCCGUGUGUAAGGCUAUAAUAACGAAAAAAUGGGGAUGUGAUUGGAUAAAGUGCUCUGCGUGUAAAACUGAGAUUUGUUGGGUUACUAAAGGUCGCAGAUGGGGCCCUGGUGGCAAGGGUGACACUACUGGAGGUUGUCGUUGUGGUGUUGAUGGAAAACGUUGCCAUCCAUCUUGUGGUUACUGCCAUUAAGUAAUUUGCCUAUUUCUUUGAAAAAUGAACAAAUUGUAUAACUAUAAAAAGUAGUAUGUUCAGUAUUGCGUAAAAAUACAAUACAAUACAAAUAGUCUUUAUUGUACAGUAUCAGAGAAGAUUUUUACAUUGAAAGAAAGAAAAUAUAGACAUGUACAAAAGGCGGUGUUAACGCUAAGAGUCAUCUCUUCCAGACAACCUCUAGCAUGAAAAGAUGAAAAGGACAUGACAAAGAAUUAGACAGCAUGGAGGUGUCAUAUAAACAUAAUAUAUAAAAAUACAUACAAAACAUUAUUUACACGCAAAAUAGGCGCACGAAGACGUCGAGUUGCGAAAACAGCCCAUGUUUAACAAUAACAAUACAUACAACAGAAGAGAGAAAAGAACGGCUAGUCACUGUCAUAUUAUACUGAAAUGAAUAAAUAUCAAAAUUAA